Pseudozyma hubeiensis SY62 is the source of this 2301-nucleotide messenger RNA. Its product is annotated as transporter. The coding region runs from base 1 to 2301 and encodes 766 amino acids. Gene Ontology annotation, molecular function: transmembrane transporter activity. Gene Ontology annotation, biological process: transmembrane transport. The transcript has a single exon. The record is from RefSeq and is a predicted model, not a curated record. NCBI's taxonomy places the organism in Eukaryota, Fungi, Basidiomycota, Ustilaginomycetes, Ustilaginales, Ustilaginaceae.
AUGACCUCCACGAACAGGAACAACAGUCAGCAUGGUCCGCACCAUCCGCCAGCUUACCACGGCGCGGACCAACCCCCUCUUUCCCUACAGACCCCGUCGGCUUCUCGGGCACAAUCGCGCAACAAUUCGUCCCACUCGUUGAGCGCGCCCACUUCAUCUGCUACAACAGAAACCCACUUGGAUCCGCAAAGCAAGCUCUCAUCCUCUGACUCGAACGAGCCUAAGAAGAAGCCUCACAAUGAUACGACUUCUUCGGCCGCGUCGCUUCACUCUUCCACCGACCACGAGGAGCAUGGGGAUCUACCUGGCCCGCUCCCGACCACCAAUGUGUUGCAGCCAUUGACAUCGCGUCUUUCUAGGGCAGACUCGCGUUCCAAGAUCCAGCAGGUCAGCGAUGGUAAGGACAAAGCUAGCAACGGCCGACCUCGUUCAGCGUCGAAUCGCUCUGUAUCUUACCUCGACGCCGCCAACAGGCCGGCCGAGUUGCAGCGUGCGUCUUCGCGCGUAUCUUCCGUGCAUCGAUGUGUCGAUCCUCACUAUCCAGCUUCUGCACUCGCCCUCACCCUCACAAAGUCGGAGGAUCCGGACGCAGUGUACAUCGACUGGGCUGCCGACGACCCAGAGAACCCUUUCAAUUGGCCAAAAUCUAGAAGAUGGCUCCUCGUCUCUGUAUGCUUCCUCUUCACAGCCUGCACCGCUUUCAACGGUUGCGGCUACCCGUCUGCCUCGUACCAAGCCUCGCUCGAUCUGGGCACCACGCAGCUCGUCUAUCUCGUCGGCAACACGGUCUUCCUCUUUGCUGUCGCCAUCACGCCCCUCAUCCUUGCGCCGCUCAGCGAGGUAUACGGACGAAGCCCCAUCUACCUCACUGCGGUCUUCUUCUUCACCGUGCUCUACAUUCCCCAGGCGCUCGCAAAGAACAUCACCACCAUCAUCGUGGUAAGAUGGUUCCAGGGUAUGGCGGCUUCGGUCGGCAACUCUCUGGUCGCCGGGAGUGUCUCGGACGUCUUUCAUGCCAACGAACGAGGCUUCCCCAUGUCGCUCUACUCUAUCGCGGUCUACAUGGCGCAAGGUAUCUCACCGUACAUCUCCUCGGUUACCGUCAACCGAGCAGGCUGGCGCAUCAUGUUUUGGUGGCAAGGUGGCCUCGCGCUUCUGACCUACGCUCUCAUGUUCCUCAUUCUUAAAGAGACGAGAGGACCGGUCCUGCUCUCCAGACGCGCCAAGAAGCUCACCAAGGAGACCGGUCGUCUUCACAAGUGCAGAGCCGACGACGAGAGGCAGUCGUUCUUCGUCAUGGUCAAAAUCUCGCUCGUUCGGCCCAUGCAGUAUCUCCUUUUCGAACCAAUCGUCACCAGCUUUGCCCUCUGGAUCGGCUUCCUGUGGGGCAUCAUCUUCAUCUCUCUCGAGGCCAUUCCCAUCGUCUUUGCCACUUACGGCUGGAACUCGGAACAGCAGCACAUGGCUCUGCUCACCAUUGCUGUCGGUGGUCUGAUCGGCUACGUUGCCAAUUUCCACCAAGAGAAGCUGUAUGCAGCCACAGCUCGCAAGCACGGCGGUAAGCCUCCUCCGGAAGCUCGUCUCUACUACGCCUCUGCCGGUGCCAUCCUCGCUCCCGUCGGUCUCUUCAUCUUUGCAUGGACUGGCCGAUCCGGCAUCUCUCCCGCCGCGCCCAUCAUUGGUUUGAUUGUCUUCAACGCCGGUCUUUUUCCUGUGUAUCAGGCAGUUUUUAGCUAUCUUGCGGAUUGUUACGAACGAUAUGCUUCGUCUUCGCUGGCUGCCCAGAGCUUCUUGCGUAACUGUUUUGCCUCGACCUUCCCUCUAUUUUCGCAGCAGAUGUACACUCAACUCACUCCCAAGUACGCAUCUACGCUGUUGGCGUGCAUCGCCGCUCUGCUUGGUGUCGUGCCAUUCGUGCUGCUCAGAUACGGCGAACGUAUCAGGAAACAUAGUCGAGCAGCGAUGGCGUUGGAGGCGGAAGAACAGGAGGCGGCGAAAUUCUACGCGCACGAAGAGGAAAAGCAGCAACGACGCGCUGCGAGAAGGGCUGUACGUGCCGCUCGUCAAGCCGCUUCGGGUGGAGACAACCAGCCUGUCGACGAGGAAAAGAUGAUUGACCACGACGAUUCGAUCGAGAGAGAGAAGCAGGCUGCGCAGGACGUGGAUCGCCGCACGGACGAUCAAGGCACGAUCAGCUCCGGCAGCGAAACUCCCGCAGGUUGGGACGCAACCGAUACCCAUCCACAAGACUGUUCCGACUGCAACAAUCCGAAGCGCAUGCCUCCCACCAGCAUCUUAUGA